Coregonus sp. 'balchen' is the source of this 4520-nucleotide messenger RNA. Lineage: Eukaryota; Metazoa; Chordata; Actinopteri; Salmoniformes; Salmonidae. The record is from the annotation of a GenBank genome assembly.
UAGGCCCUCCAUGGAAUGAGUUCGACUCCCCUGAUCUAUAGGAACUGAAAAGUUGUCACCAUACCUGAAAGUAAAGCAUGGGAGAGAAGUACGGGUUAAUGCUGAAAAUUCCCAGUAGUUUUUUAUGGCUAAUAUAAGGUCUGUAGAUCACAUAGGCCUACAGUCUAUUUAAAUGUAACCAUCUUUCCAUUGCUCAAUCUUUUAGUCUAUCUUUUGGACUUUGAAAUGAAUUGAGCUGGUCUUAAAUUAUUCUUAUUUCACACCCCACAGAUUUCCAAAAUUAAAAUCACAGAUUUGCUGGUGUUUUUACAGUCUUAUGUCCAACAAUAAAUAAAUAAAAUCCAUUUUUUUUGCGCAAAACUUGGGGGGGGGGGGGGGGGCGAGGGAGCAAAUAAAAUCACCAGCGGGCCAGAGUAGGAUGAAGAUUGAAGGUUUUCCACCACAAACUAUUUCACUCUAUUCUUCCUACCGUCUUCUGAAGGUAUGUGUUGUCAGGGGAGACAGAAGUCCAUGUGCCAAGUUUAGCAUGUGACCACCACUAUUUUUAGUGUUCUACCAGACUAAAAUUAGACCUCCUCUAGGGUCACGUUUCAUCAAGGAACACCACUGACAGACAAGGAACGAGGUCUAUUGCUACUCUGUUACAAGAUUUUCAAAGCAAAGAAGCUAUUUCGUCAACACAAUGGAAUACAUUGAAGAGAUUUCUGAGGAAUUUAUCACAUGGGUUUUCUUGAUGCACAUUAUUCCAAUCUAGAAGGUACUAUUUAUUUUGGCAGUGUUUGCCCGGCAACAGGACUACUACAGCUGUGCUCCAAUAGGUUUUGAACUCACACAUUAAUUGUGUUAGUGCUUCCUCAAACGUUACAGUCUAUUUGGGGUGACAGAUGUAUUUCAUCCUUUUUGUCAAUUUUAUGUGAAAGAGUGCAGUUUGGCUUGAUAUGGAAGAAUAAUGAAGAUCCAAAUUAAAAAUAGGCUACAUAACCUUAUGUUAUCAAUCAUCAUUAUGAGUGAGUUUCCUUCUGCAGUGAAGAAAUCUGAGCAGAGAAUUUCCUGCAUCUGUCCUUGUCUAGCCCUGUCCGUCUAAUUAAGGUAAGCAGUGAUCAACCAGACUCCAGUCCUGUUUUGAGUUGAGACUAUUUUGGGAGCUGUGUUUGAACAGUUUGUGUAGGGUCACCAUGACCGGGGUGGCAGUGUGCAGUGGCUCCGUCAGCUCUAUCAAGUCCCUUUGGGAGACUAGAAUUAAGAAAACGAAACAAGAUCUUCAGAAGCAACAAGAACAAAGGGCCGGUGUAGGUAGGUGAGUGAUAUUUAUCCUUGAUCAUUUUUUUGAAUAUUUAAUACCCAUGGGUAAGCCAAUUGGCUUCAUUGAAAAUGAAUGAGCCCAAACCUUGGACCUGUCUAUUACUUAUUGCUGUACUUCUCUGCCAAAGGGUGAGACAUAACUGGGAAGAUCGGAUUAUCUUGGCCAAACUGAAAGAGAAGGUGGUGACAGAGGAAGGACGUGUCAUUUUAAGGAUAGAGAAAGAGGAAUGGAAGGUACCUUCCACUCUAUGCCGUAUGAUUGUGUCAAAAAACACUUUCUGUUCUAUUUUGAUAACAAACUCCACUUUUGGGGAUAAUUAACAAGCAUAUCACCAGAUAACCUUUUUUUUUAUGUCUACUACUCUUUUUUGACAGACUUUGCCUCGAGCCUUGGUUCACUUUCCUCAGCUCAUGGAGUGGCAGCUUCACAGGGUUGGACUACAAACAAUCCCACGCUUCAUUUCCAGCUUUGAGAAUCUGCUUGUUCUUGACCUGUCCCGAAAUGCCAUCACAGAGAUCCCAAAGGAGAUUGGUCAGUAAACCAGUUACUUGUAACAUCCCCUCAAUUCAUGUAUCACAGGCACUGCCCACUGGGCACACACUGGUUGAAUCAACGUUGUUUCCACGUCAUUUCAUUAAAAGUAUGUUGAACCAACAUGGAAUAGACGUUGAAUUGACGUCUGUGCCCAGUGGGUGAUGACGUGUGCUUCAUGUCAGAAUGCAUGGCCUAUCGUGUAGCUCUCCCUCUCUAGGUAAACUGACCAGACUAAGGGAGCUGCUGGUGAGCUACAAUAGAGUGCAAAGUGUUCCAGAGGAGCUGGGCUGUUGUGAGAACCUGGAGAAACUGGAGCUGGCGAUGAACAGGGACCUUGAUGAGCUGCCUUCAGAGGUACCCAACAUGGCAUGAGUGUUGGUUUAAUGUUAAAGGGAUACUAAACCAUUUUUCAACUUCAUAUUCAUCUUCAUCAUCUCCAGCACCACCCCACCAUCAACAUGUGUGAAAAUUGCUUUUCUAUGUUUUGUAGUAAAAAAAUAUAAAUUAUUCUAAGUAUUUCCAAUUACAUCAUUGUGCAUCGUGUGAUUUUGACCAAUUGUGAGUAGGCAUUGCCUACUAAUUGGUUGAUGAUGUCAUUGGAAACGCUUAUCUUUCUCAAUCUUUUUUUACUACAAAACAUAAAAACACGCAAUUUUCACAUAUGUUGACGUUGGGGUGGUGCUGGACAUUUUCCUUUAACGGAACCUUCCAGGUACAUGAUGAUUUAUGUGCGUGUCCCUCACUGUGCUAAUUUCCCGUUCUGUUGUCCUCAGAUAAGCAACCUGAAGAAGCUUUGCCACUUGGAUCUCUCCAUGAACCAGUUCACAGAGAUCCCAGAGAGUGUGGUGAGUCUGCCAGCCCUGGAAUGGCUGGAUAUGGGUGGAAAUCGGCUGCAGAGCUUACCCCAUGACAUUCACAGGUAGGCUGCAGAGCUUACCACAUGACAUUCACAGGUAGGCUGCAGCGUUUACCACGUGACAUUCACAGGUAGGCUGCAGCGCUUACCCCAUGACAUUCACAGGUAGGCUGCAGCGCUUACCCCAUGACAUUCACAGGUAGGCUGCAGCGCUUACCCCAUGACAUUCACAGGUAGGCUGCAGCGCUUACCCCAUGACAUUCACAGGUAGGCUGCAGCGCUUACCCCAUGACAUUCACAGGUAGGCUGCAGCGCUUACCCCAUGACAUUCACAGGUAGGCUGCAGCGUUUACCACAUGACAUUCACAGGUAGGCUGCAGCGCUUAACACAUGACAUUCACAGGUAGGCUGCAGCGCUUACCCCAUGACAUUCACAGGUAGGCUGCAGCGCUUACCCCGUGACAUUCACAGGUAGGCUGCAGCGCUUACCCCGUGACAUUCACAGGUAGGCUGCAGCGCUUACCACGUGACAUUCACAGGUAGGCUGCAGCGCUUACCACAUGACAUUCACAGGUAGGCUUACACACAUCUACCAUAACCAUAUAUCCAUCCACAGCAUAUUGAUAGAAAUACAUGAGAAAUAAAAAGACAAACUACAUACAUAUGCGCUUGCUAUGUCCAGAAUGGAGAAGCUGCAUACUAUGUGGCUGCAGAGGAACGAACUGGAGUUCCUGCCUGACAACAUCUGUUACAUGCGAAGCCUGGACACGCUGGUGCUUAGCAACAAUAAGCUACAUGACAUUCCCUCAAUGAUGGAGGACAUGAACAAUCUCAGGUGAGUGCCAUGUCUAGAGGUGGGAGCUAGGGGUUGUUUUGGGGAUGGGGUGGACUGUAGACUAACAAAUGUAUUGGCCCACAUUGGCAACGAUUAACCUAAUAAAAGCGGGUAAACAAAUACGUAAGCAAUUAAUCAUAAAUUGUAUUUAAAAAAGGUUUAUAUUCAAACUAGCAAAAGAUUCCCAACAAUUUAUUUUAUAUCGAAACAAAUGUAUCUUCAUUCAUCAUGUUCGCUAUACUUGCAGGUUUGUGAAUUUCCGAGACAACCCUCUAACAUAUGAAGUGGAACUGCCUGCUGACCCAAAGAAAUCUGAGGAGGACGAGGAUGACAGAGAGAUGUUUGGCCGAGAUUUCAUGCGCGUCUACUGCCAGGAGGCACGGAAAAGAGUUAACGCCAUGCUAAAUAUGCAUCGUGUAAAUCGUAUGUACCAACAAAUAUGUACUUGAACUGUAUGGUGAUCUGUUGACUAAUAGCAGGGUAAGCUGACAUCUUAUUGAAAAGUUUAUUCCAGUUUGAUGCACGCAGAAUAAUAAAGUAGGCAAACAAGGUAAUGUUACCACCCACAGUCCAAGAGGUGAGAGAAAAGUCCUCAACUCAUCCAGCUAAUGUUAUGUACUGUAUCAAAGCUAACGGUGCUAUCUAGUGCUGUUUGACUCGCUAGCUAGCUUCCAAGACACAUUGUCAUUUGCUGACUACUAUGAAUAUUUGAGGGGGAUAUUACUAAUUGUUCCUGGAACAAAUCGUGCCAAGAGGUUUUGGCAUUUUUUUAGAUGUUUUUUCUUCCCCUACUAGAGUUGCUCUUUAAUGACACUGCCCUUUUGAAAUGUCUUUCAGCACCUGAGUCAUACUACACCUCAGAACUAAAUGUGACCCUUGAAGCUGUGGCAGAGUCUGCACCGUCACUGUGACCUACAUGUUGGCCUCUCUGUCGGUUCCUGUCCUCUGUCUGUUGUCGACAGCGUCUCAUCCUCCGUGUGGUGAUGGCCUAG